Messenger RNA from Drosophila serrata, 894 nucleotides. Its product is annotated as general odorant-binding protein 28a-like. NCBI's taxonomy places the organism in Eukaryota, Metazoa, Arthropoda, Insecta, Diptera, Drosophilidae. The record is from RefSeq and is a predicted model, not a curated record.
ACGAUCCUACACUGUAUAUAAUUUUUUUCAGAACCCACCCACACUGUGUGGUGCAAUAUCAUAUGAAUAUCCAUAUGUACGUAUUCACAUACAUGCGUGUUUGUUGGGGGCGGUUCUUGUAUUACUUCAAGUUUGUCAGCCGAUGGAGUUUGAAAUGGAGAAAAAAAAAUAAUACAAAUAAAAAAACAAUCGCGGUCAUGGCAAUUAAUCUCACAAUGUUAAUUUUUGAAAAAGGCCAUACUAUAUUAUUUCACAGCCCAGCGAGUAUACGAAUCGGCUAUAAAAGCUUGAGCACCCCAUUUGGAGAGGUCAAGUUUAGUCGAAUUGUGGAAGCAUAAGCCUAGCAACAUGCAACGGUUACCGAUAAUUUUCUUAGCAGUCUUGCUUCUUAGCGUCGCCAUUUUAGUGCGCGGCUUCGACGAAAAGGAAGCCAUGGCCAAGCUAAUGGAGUCUGCCGAGUCCUGUUUGGGCCAAGUCGGUGCUGCUCAAAGCGAUUUGCAGGACCUGGUUAAGAAACAACCUGCAUCCACCUAUCAAGGCAAGUGCCUGAGGGCAUGUGUAAUGAAGAGUUUUGGGCUACUCGACUCCAGCGGCAAGCUGGAUAUCGAGGCCGGCCACGAGAAAGCAAAACAGUAUACAGGGGAUGAUCCCACCAAGCUUAAAAUCGCCCUCGAAAUUGGCGACACUUGUGCUGCCAUCAGUGUGCCGGAGGAUCACUGCGAGGCCGCAGAGGCCUACGGCAUUUGCUUUAAAAGCGAGGCCACCAAACAUGGACUAAUGUAGACCGACCUGCAGCCCCCAACCUGGAUCAGCGCUGGUCCACUCCCAAGCCACGCACGUACUACGUAUGUGCUACAGUUUAUAAGAUUGUUCAAAAUGAGUUGUUAAGUGAAU